Molecule: messenger RNA, 458 nt
Organism: Amblyraja radiata (thorny skate)
Lineage: Eukaryota; Metazoa; Chordata; Chondrichthyes; Rajiformes; Rajidae
Product: cocaine- and amphetamine-regulated transcript protein-like
Exons: 3
Coding region: 42-374 (110 amino acids)
Biological process (GO): adult feeding behavior; positive regulation of MAPK cascade; negative regulation of appetite
Molecular function (GO): neuropeptide hormone activity
Source: RefSeq, a predicted model, not a curated record
CGGUGUGUGUGUGUGGUUCGUCGCUGAGUCGCUUCAGCACCAUGGUCAGCGAUAGGCUCCUGCUUGCUGUCUACUUUUGCGUCUUGUUCUCCAUGGCUGUUAGAGCAGAGAACUCGGACCUGGAGCCAAGAGCCCUGCGAGCCUUCUACUCCAAAAACUAUUAUCCCGGCAGCGAGAAGGAACUGCUCGGAGCUCUACACGAGGUGCUGAAGAAACUGCAGACUAAACGGCUUCCAACCUGGGAGAAGAAGUAUGGACAGGGGCCUCAGUGUAACAUCGGAGACAUGUGUGCAGUGAGAAAAGGACCCAGGAUUUGGAGGACCUGUAACUGCCUGAGUUCGAAAUGCAAUUACUUUCUGUUUAAAUGUGUAUAGAGAUCGGACAAAAUCAUUUCUAUUUUCAUCGGCUAAAUGAAGAGAGUUUAAAGAUCUGGUGGAUAUAUUAUAAAUAAACCAAGA